UUCGCCUUUCAAUCAUCAGUCUACCUCACUUGUUCUUCCUAAUAACACCUCACGCAUUAUUAUGGAAGCAGACGCAACUUUACGACGAUUUACUGCUGUGGUUGCUGAUUGAUUCUUCUCCAAAGCGCCCGAACGAUGAGCCAGUCGUACUUUCCGAGCGCAGGCUCAUCGCGCAAACCCGAAGAAAAUGGCUCAGACCACAACAACGACGACAUGGCAUCGCCUGCUCCCAACCACCCUCCUUCCUACCGACCACAAUACAUGACAGUGGGCUCUGGUGGACAGUCGAUGCAUGCCGCCGCUCUUAUGGAACAGUUAGAACAGGACUCAGGUUAUGGAAGCAUGCCGGGCGAUGUGCAACAGAAUGGUGGCGAGAUGAACGCUUGGGAAGAUGGACUCUUGAUGGAUCGGCCUACCCCUGCACAUACACCACAGGUCAACGGUCAGUCUGGGCCGAUGUCAGAUACCGAGAAGCGAGCUCUAGCCGGCCAUGUCCACCAGCUGUACUACAACCAGAAUCGAGUUGCCCUCGCCAAGGCAAUCAGCCAGACUGUGGAACUUCUCAAGCAAUUGCAGGAGAUGAACGCUCAGUGGCCGGCACAUUAUCCUUCAGUGCAGAAACCCGAAGAAGAAACACAACCUCACAGACCAGGUCUUCAUCAAGCCCAGUCUACGAUAGAUCAGACCGAUUUAUCACGAGACACGUUUCUCAAAAGAGCUGAUCACCACAGGCCGGGAGCACUCAGAAGAGCUGGUACCUCUCUUGGUGAGGAUACAACUGGGGAGUCCAGUGGUCAAGCACAAGCGAGAAAGACACCUGAACCACGGUUGAUUACGCCUCAGAUUGCGCAAGAAUUUUCCAUACUCAAACUGGAUUUGAAAGUGGGCACACUAUCACAGACUGAACUGGUCCAUUCAUUGGAGAAGAAGUCGAUCGCGUCCUUACUUGACGGCAAAAUCGGCCAGAGUGUACGGCAUCUCCUCGCUCUUCGAGACCGAAUCGAGGAUACUUCGAGCAAGGUCUUGGUGACAGGCGACCUGAACGCGGGUAAAUCGACGUUCUGCAACGCAUUAUUACGGCGCAAGAUUCUGCCGGAAGACCAGCAACCCUGCACCAGCAUAUUCUGUGAGGUCCUGGAUGCCAAGGAGAAUGGCGGGCACGAAGAAGUGCAUGCCGUGCACAAGGAUUCGGUAUAUGAUCGCAACGAUGAGAGUACCUACGAUGCCUAUUCACUAGACGAACUCGAGAAAAUUGUCGUUGACAACGACCGGUACAUGCAAUGCAAAGUUUACGUGAAAGAUGUGCGGACUAUUGACCAGUCACUCCUGAACAACGGUGUGGUGGACAUUGCAUUGAUCGACGCACCUGGUCUGAAUGCAGACUCGGUCAAGACAACUGCAGUCUUUGCUCGACAAGAAGAGAUUGACGUCGUUGUCUUUGUGGUGUCCGCCGCGAAUCACUUCACACUUUCCGCAAAAGAAUUCAUAUGGCAAGCUGCUCACGAGAAAGCUUACAUGUUCAUGGUAGUCAAUGGAUUCGACAACAUUCGAGACAAAGAGCGAUGUCAAAAGAUGAUUCUGGACCAGCUGGCCAAGCUUAGCCCUCAGACGUUUAAAGAGGCCCAAGAGCUGGUACAUUUUGUGUCCAGUAAUGCCGUACCCACGCAGCGACCACUCCCGAUAGAAGGAGGAAAUAGCGGCAGCGGCGGGUCAGGUCCGUCCAAUCCCCCAGACGAUGACGACGACGAUGAUGGUUCAGGUAAGGGUAAAGGCAAGGACAAGGAAAAACUCCGCGAUUUCGAGGUCCUUGAAGGUGCUCUUCGCAGAUUCGUCCUGGAAAAAAGAGCACGUUCGAAAUUGGCUCCCGCAAAAACGUACCUGAUGAACUGUCUGGGCGAUAUGAAUGUGCUGGCCACCGUGAACCGCGACGUUGCGCAGGCCGAGCUCGAAAGAGUAUCAAAAGAGCUUUCCGAGAUCGAGCCCGAGUAUGUCGAGAGACAGAAACAGCGAACAGUGGUAUCAGAGCAAGUCGAAAAGGACAUUGAUUCCACGGCAACGGAAGUCUACAAUCACACGAGGUCAACACUCUCUACAACCAUAGCGAACGUGGGCAAGGAAGACCAUGGUGUCGAAUAUCCGGGACUAUUCUCUGCAUUCCAAUAUGCUGACGAUCUUCGAGUCGCCAUGCUUGACCAAAUCUCUGCUGCAGUCACUAAUUGCGAGGUCUACGGUCGGAAUCGGACGGUUCACGGAGUAAGCAUGGUCAAGGCUCUUGGUCUGCUGCAUGUCGGGGAAGAGUAUGAUAAUCUCAACUUCCAGGCCGACAAGAUGUUUCAACGACGGAAAGAUGCCCUGGUGCGGUCAGUCGAUACUGAUGUUGAGCUGUGGGACUUUUUCGACGUUGCAGGUCUGUGGGAGCGUCAAGAGAAGACUGUAGGCACAGGAUUGGCCUUGACGUUGGUCGGCACAGUCGGCUCAAGAGCUGUGGGUGGUAUUGGUUGGGUUGAUGGCGCGUUUGGCGCGGCCAAGAUUGUAGGAAGUCGGAAUCUGAGGCGUAUGAUCGUGCCUGGUGUUCUCGCAGCUGCCGUCUUGACAGUGGCUUAUGUCCUGUCGACCAUCCCACAAACACUCCCACCUCGACUCGCCACCAAGCUCUCUGCUACCUUGGCGCAGAUGGAUUAUACGCACAGCAAUGCUAACCGUAUUGCUGCCGAAGUCCGACGUGUGCUACGCUACCCAGCACAACGCUUGACGACAGACCUCGCUCAGAAUGUCGAAGAGCUGAGACAGAAGAGGGAAGACGUGUCCAAGGUCAAACGGGAAAGCGAGGUGGCACGAAAGUAUUUUGGUAAUCUCAUCCGAAAUUCGUCAGAGGCUCGACGCAGGGUCUCAGGCAUUGACCUUGAAGGACCACCGGGCGCUGUGGGUGCUUAUGCAUGAAGGGAUUGAGCGACUCGAGCACCAAGCCAUUUAGUUACGUUGAGCGUGUCCUUGCGUGUUGCUUGCGGCUCUACACUUUUCUGUCCCGGCGCGGACAUCUAUGAUAUGUAAUUCUCCACUUGCUCCCGCAUAGCAAAUGACUAGGACUCCUGCAGCGAUUCUCCCGAAUGAAAAUGUCAUGAGUGUACGAGAUAUGCGUGGUUCUGGGUCGAUUGUCCAAAAAGGUGUUGGUUCGGUGAUUCCGGGAAUUAUAUUCUUCACAUUUUUAUUGCACAACGGAUCAUACAGAGGCCUCCAUGUACUAUGCAAACCACUACCGAAAG
Messenger RNA from Exophiala viscosa, 3263 nucleotides. RefSeq names its product transmembrane GTPase Fzo1. Gene Ontology annotation, molecular function: GTP binding; GTPase activity. The record is from RefSeq and is a predicted model, not a curated record. Gene Ontology annotation, biological process: mitochondrial fusion; mitochondrion localization. Gene Ontology annotation, cellular component: mitochondrial outer membrane. The coding region runs from base 136 to 2940 and encodes 934 amino acids. NCBI's taxonomy places the organism in Eukaryota, Fungi, Ascomycota, Eurotiomycetes, Chaetothyriales, Herpotrichiellaceae. The transcript has 2 exons.